AUAGAUCUUACUCGAUUUACCAGCUCUGCAUUAAAAGACCACGUAGCAGAUCCCAUCGAGAAGCCGCAGAUGUAUUAAAAGAACGACUUCGAGUAAAAAGAGCAAAAUGAGGUAAUUUUCAAACGCAGCAUAGGUAUAAUUAGGCAUUCCAAACAAAUGAAUUACCAGUGGGCAGGUUCGGUAUAUCUAAGGGUGGCGACAUAUGGUGUAUUCUAUCUACUUUACGUAAAAUCAUGAAUAAUGGAUUACAUUUAAAUAUUUUAUGUCAAACACAAUAAAAAUAAUAUUUAAAAAACCCACCUAUACAUUUCUUCAUAAAUUGGCAGGCUUGGCAAGUACUAUUUCGAAUAAAAAUAGCGUCCAAGUUGCAAGACUAUGUCGCUACCCCCUUAAAUAUACAAGAAUUUCCCACUGGUACCUAUUGUUUGACAGGUCGUUGGAAUGCCUAAUACGAACCGCUUAUGAAACGUCAUGGAGGAAGAAUAGUUAUGAAACUUGUUUCUCUGAAUUUAAAACAUGUUUGACAACAAUGAACACGGCCACUGAUUUUAAAAUAGAAUUUGGAAAAUAUACCUAUCAAACCCUUUUUUUUUUUUCAGAGUUUAGUUUCCGAAUUAAAUAUGGCAGAUUUAAAAGCGAAUGAAUACAAAUCGGACUUACAAAAGUUAACAGAUGAAUUAGCUGAAAUGAAAAAGAAAUACAUCACUGAGAAGAAAGCUCACAGGGCCCUGCGCAUGGCAUACGAAUCUAGCCGAGAAAUGAACCAAAACGGAGACAGCGAAGCCGGCGAUGUAAAAUUUACUGGUGGCGGUUUUCGAAUGUCAGUCUCCAAAAUUACUACAAAAUAGUUUAAAGCAAAGUGUUUCGCACCAAAAAUCCACUAUACCUGAAGUUUUUAAAGAUAAUAAAUCACGCAUGAAAAUGUCAAAGGUUAAACUUGAAGUUUGCGUUGACAGUCUCGAGUCUGCUUUAGCCGCCAUUAAUGGUGGGGCUGAUCGUCUUGAGUUGUGCUCUUCUCUCAUAGAUGGCGGUUUGACACCGACACCUGGUUUGCUAAUUCAAAUUCAAAAUAUGAAUUGCAGAAAUAUUCCUGUGUAUUGUCUUUUGCGCUGUAAGCCUGGAAACUUUAUUUAUAAAACUGAAGAAAUCGAAAUUAUGAAAGAAGAUGCCAGAAUAUUACGUAAAAACGGUGCAGAUGGAUUUGUUUUUGGAGCUCUUUCGGAAAACGGUGAUGUUGAUAUGAAAAUUUGUCGUGAUAUUAUCAGAGUCUCUCACCCCUUACCUGUUACUUUUCACAGAGCGUUUGAUUUUUGUAAACGUCCUACUAUUGAAGUAGAAGUUAUUAUUGACUUGGGAUUUCAACGUAUUUUAACCAGUGGUAAGCAGCAAAACGCCCAAUUAGGUGUUAAAUUAAUAAGAAAAUUGGUAGAACAAGUUGGAAAUAGAAUCAUUAUAAUGCCGGGAGGAGGCGUUAAUAAAGAAAAUAUAAAAUUCAUCAUGGAAAACACUGAAGCCACAGAAAUACAUGGUUCUUUCAAAGUUCCCAAAGAUGAACCAGAAAAAUCUGAAGAUAACUGUGAAGCUGUUGUUGGAGAAAGAGAAGGGCCUAUUUAUGUGACUGAUGAAAAUACAGUUGCAGAAAUUAUUAAUAUUUUAAAGACUGCAUAAAUUGUUUCAAAAAUAUAAAAUUGAGUAAAUCAUAAAUAUAUUGUACUAAAUUUUGUGUGUGUAUUUUAAAAUAUUUGUUUCUGUGAAACUCAUUUUGAUGUAAAAAUACAAAUAGGUAAAACAAAUUCGUAUUUUUUCUGUAAUAGA
Molecule: messenger RNA, 1815 nt
Organism: Psylliodes chrysocephalus
Lineage: Eukaryota; Metazoa; Arthropoda; Insecta; Coleoptera; Chrysomelidae
Source: the annotation of a GenBank genome assembly